AUGAGAGUCUUCUCUUUCCUUAUCGCGGCCCUGACCUUUUUCUCUGGCGUCAUUGCCGUGGACAUCCAAAAGUCGGUCCUGAUCAGCUACCCCCCCGAGACCCCCGAUUCGGUUGUCGACAAUGCCAAGAAGGCCAUCAAGGAUGCCGGAGGAGUCAUUACCCACGAGUACACUUUGAUCAAGGGCUUCGCGGCCAAGGUUGGAGAGAAGGUAUUGGAGACUGUUACUGCGUGGGGUGAGGAGUACAAGGUCUCGGUCGAGGAAGACGAGGAGGUGCACACCAUGGGCGGCAGCCACAUUGGAAUCUGA
Molecule: messenger RNA, 309 nt
Organism: Podospora anserina S mat+
Lineage: Eukaryota; Fungi; Ascomycota; Sordariomycetes; Sordariales; Podosporaceae
Exons: 2
Coding region: 1-309 (102 amino acids)
Biological process (GO): vacuole fusion, non-autophagic
Molecular function (GO): endopeptidase inhibitor activity
Source: RefSeq, a predicted model, not a curated record